Messenger RNA from Castor canadensis (American beaver), 1272 nucleotides. It is a transcript of the gene E2f5, whose product is annotated as E2F transcription factor 5. NCBI's taxonomy places the organism in Eukaryota, Metazoa, Chordata, Mammalia, Rodentia, Castoridae. Gene Ontology annotation, cellular component: RNA polymerase II transcription regulator complex. Gene Ontology annotation, molecular function: DNA-binding transcription factor activity, RNA polymerase II-specific; protein dimerization activity; RNA polymerase II cis-regulatory region sequence-specific DNA binding. Gene Ontology annotation, biological process: regulation of transcription by RNA polymerase II. The record is from RefSeq and is a predicted model, not a curated record.
GGCGCCGAGCGGCCCCGAGCGGCCGAGUCCCGCGGGCGCCCGCACCUGCCGUUUGCCCGAGGAGCGCAGCCCGCCACCGUCGGUCCCAGCGGCCGCGGCGGAGCCGACCCGGCAGGUGGCCGUGGGCAGGGCCGACCCCCGUGGGCCGGGACGCGAUGGCAGCGGCGGAGCCCGCGGGCUCGGGGCAGCAGGCGCCGCAGGGCCAGGCCCAGGGUCAGCGGCCGCAGCCGCAGCCUGCCCAGGCGCAGGCGUCGCAGCCACCGCCGCAGCUCGGGGGCGUCGGGGGCGGGAGCAGCAGGCACGAGAAGAGCCUGGGGCUGCUAACCACCAAGUUUGUGUCGCUGCUGCAGGAGGCCAAGGACGGCGUCCUGGAUCUCAAGGCGGCUGCAGAUACACUGGCUGUGAGGCAAAAAAGAAGAAUUUAUGAUAUCACCAAUGUCUUAGAAGGAAUUGAUUUGAUUGAAAAAAAAUCGAAAAAUAGUAUCCAGUGGAAAGGUGUAGGUGCUGGCUGUAAUACUAAAGAAGUUAUAGAUAGAUUAAGAUUUCUUAAAGCUGAAAUUGAAGAUCUAGAACUGAAGGAAAGAGAACUUGAUCAGCAGAAGCUGUGGCUACAGCAAAGCAUCAAAAAUGUGAUGGACGACUCCAUUAAUAACAGGUUUUCCUAUGUGACUCAUGAAGACAUUUGUAAUUGCUUUAAUGGUGAUACACUUUUGGCCAUUCAGGCACCUUCUGGUACACAGUUGGAAGUACCUAUUCCAGAAAUGGGUCAGAACGGACAAAAGAAAUACCAGAUAAAUUUAAAGAGUCAUUCAGGACCUAUCCACGUGCUGCUUAUAAAUAAAGAGUCCAGUUCCUCUAAGCCUGUGGUUUUUCCCGUUCCUCCACCUGAUGACCUCACACAGCCUUCCUCACAGUCCUCGACUCCAGUGACUCCACAGAAACCCAGCAUGGCAGCUCAGAACCUGCCUGAGCAACAUGUCUCUGAAAGAAGCCAGAACCUCCAGCAGAUAUCAGCUACAGAAAUAUCUUCAGCAGGAUCUAUUAGUGGAGAUAUCAUUGAUGAGUUAAUGUCUUCUGAUGUGUUUCCUCUUUUACGGCUUUCUCCUACCCCAGCAGAUGACUACAACUUUAAUUUAGAUGAUAAUGAAGGAGUUUGUGAUCUGUUUGAUGUCCAGAUACUAAAUUACUAGAUUCCAUGGAAACUUGGGACUGGUUAUCUACCUCUAACUAUGUAACAUUUUAGACUUCUUAAUAACCUAAGUAUUUAAAAUA